CACAGAAAAACCGUCCAUCAAACCGCGGGCAGAAAAAAAAAUCUCCCCUCGACCCAAACACGGCAUCGCGCGCGUGAGAUCGAUGGCGCCGCCCGCCGCCGGCGAGUCCGCGGCCGCGGCCGCCGACCAGGAGAGCGCGCGGAGGGACGGGAAGGAUACGGGGAGUGGGACAAGGCGGCGGCCGCGGCCCGAUUGCGCCGGCGCCGGCGCGCGGCUCCUGUCGCUCGGCGUGCAGGCCGCGGUGAUGGCCGCCGCGCUCGCGGUGUUCCUCCUCUUCGCCGCGGCAGCCGCCAUCCUGCUGCUCCACCUCGUCGUCGCGGCGCGGGCAUUCCGGAACCAGCACCGCGGGGGCAGCCGGUACCGCGUCCCGGAGACCUCGCCUUCGUCGCCUCCGCCGUACGCCUCCCGCACCGGGCUCUCCCCCGCGGACCUCCGCCUCCUGCCCUGCUUCGCCGUUUCCUCCUCCUCGUCGUCUCAGCUCUGCGCCGUCUGCCUCGACGUGGCGUGCGCGGGCGAGCGGUGGCGCGCUCUGCCCGCGUGCGGCCACUCGUUCCACGCCGCCUGCGUUGACCGGUGGCUCGCCAGGACGGCCGCCUGCCCCGUCUGCCGCGCCGCCGUAUCCGUAUCUGUGGGCUGAUGACGCGAUCCUUGCCGUGAGUUUGCAGCAAAGGCGCUACCUUCGCGCAGCCGCCGUGGUGGCGACGCAACGCCUGUCGAGGCAUGCGACUCCGUAAGGUUUGGUUCCCGUUAGGUGUUUGGCAAAAUGCCUUGCAUCAUGAUGUGUAUUGUACUAGUUUUAGCUGUGCAUUUUGCAUGGAUCUUUCUGCUGUUGUAACCAAAGAAAUAACGAAAGCAUGCAUAAACGUUCCCCUUUCACAAAAUCUUGCAGUGUUAACUAUGUAGUUUUUCUUACAGUUAGUAGUAUUGUGUAGUUUAUGCCUCUCAUGUUUCUUGCAGUGCAACUUGUGAAUUAUCAUACUCAUACUUGAAGCAUUGGUGUGUGCAAAUGUGGGGAUUUCGAGAUAAAGUAUUGAUUGAUUAAUAUUUUAAUAGUACUAGCUCACAAAAGGAACAAUCUUCUGUGUGAUUCUUCUGUCUUACAGUAAUACCAUGCAGAUGUCAUAAUUCAGGAACUAGAGGUCAAUGAAGUGUAGGAAACUUCUGCUAAGCUAAUUUAGAAAUGGUCUUGGAUGUACUGCUUUUAUUAAACAAAUAGUAGCACCCUGAUGCCAAGAUUUGGAGAUGAAUGAGUUGUUGGAAGCUUCUGCUUUUACUCCAAAAACCAGGUAGCCUGAUUGAUCCAGUCCCUUAUCUGCAUUACUUUUCUCCUCAUCCUUCUGGUAGGUGUUAAGUACGUUUGAGGUUUUCUUUUGAUUUUGGAAACAAAUUUGAUGCAUAGUUCAGCUUAUCCACAGAUUUUUUACGAUAGCUGAAAUUCUAUAUUUCAUCUCUAGCAUAUUUAAACAGAUUACAGAGAGGCACACAAGAUAUAAACAGAGAAAUCUCCUCCCUUAUCCUCCCAAGGUACCUGCUCAGUAUAAGUAGUGUAACCUCAUCCCUGUGUAAGGUUCUUUGAAAUAAGGAUAAUUUCUUCCGCAAAUAUAGCAUUUCCUUUUUUCCCAAUCUGAUAUAGGCUGUUUCUGUUUUCUGUUUCCACAUAAAUUGCAUUCGACGACCACUGAAAAUUGAUGUUUGGUUUUGUUUGAUCUGAAUAUGCCAUUUAUGCAUCUGGUCCUGCUACUAGUAUGGGCACAAUUUAUUGUUGUCAUGUGACCUUCUAACCUGUAUACAUUGAGCAUUUGAGCAGCGUCAUAACUUAUAACACCGGUGCCCCUUUCCAGAAGACUGUUUCAGAAUUUCAGUACUUAAGAUAUCAUCCUGUCUGCAAUAUUUUUCUAGGAUGAAGAUUCCAAGGAUGUAUCCUCUCAUAUGGCAUAACGUGCUUAAUCCUGGUCUUUUUAUAGCUAAUCUCAUAGCAAUAUUUUACCAUAAAUACUAAUGUGUUAUGAAAUAGGAGCAGCUCCCAGGCGAAGCAAUAUGUGCUCCAUGAUCUUGACGAAUCAGGUGUGUACUUGAUUGCGGAGAAAUCAUAAAUGGCAUUUCAGGAGUAUAUUUGUAACAGUGCUACACUGAUCACUGAUGCGACAAGUGUGUUUUAUGAAACAGCUAAUAGAUGAUGCUAUGAGCCUAUGAUUGAUGAUUGCUUAUUUGCUUCCAUUGUCUUGGUUAUCUUAACUAAUACUAGUAGUAGCAUUGCAUCCUUCUCCAUCUUGUCGGAAAGGAAUUGGGAAAUGCCAGUGUGGUUGGAAUUCAUGUUAUUGUAUUGUAAA
Molecule: messenger RNA, 2330 nt
Organism: Oryza brachyantha (malo sina)
Lineage: Eukaryota; Viridiplantae; Streptophyta; Magnoliopsida; Poales; Poaceae
Product: RING-H2 finger protein ATL56-like
Exons: 2
Coding region: 83-637 (184 amino acids)
Source: RefSeq, a predicted model, not a curated record